AUGUUCUCUGGAUUGCCACUGACGCUUCUAUCUCUGCUUGCCACUCACGUCGCCCGAUACAUUUCCCCUGCUGCUACGCAUCCUAGAGUGAUUGCUCUCUGGUUUCUGCUUCUGACCGGAUUGGCGCACGCCGCGCACCUCGAUACCCGGUCGUCUAGCACUGGUGUUCAGUCAUACCCUAAUGGGAGCACAUUUGUCUGGACGGUAGAGGAUACCUACAAAGGACCUGACUUCUUCAACUACUUUCAUUUCUACACGGGCCCAGAUCCCACAAAUGGCCUGGUCAACUACACUGAUCAGGAGACAGCCUUUGCGGACGGUCUAGCGUAUGUGACUUCCGAUAACAUCGUUGUCAUGAAGGGCGACAACACUACAUGGCUAGCGGAGGGCGAGAAUCGGAAUAGUGUGCGUGUAUCGAGCUACAAGCAAUACAACACUGGUAAGCGUUUUCGGUACAAAUUUAUGGCUCUUUCUACAAUUGCAUUGCCUGACGCAGGUCUGUUUAUUCUGGAUCUCGAUAUGGCGCCUUGGGGUUGCGCUGUGUGGCCUGCAUGGUGGACGCUCGGUGGUGGCGAAUGGCCAUACACGGGAGAGAUUGAUAUCAUUGAAGGUGUUCACGACAAUGAACACAAUCAAGUGACGUGGCACACUGGUCCCAAUUGUAAUUUGACACAGAAUGCCACUUUCACUGGUACCAUCGUCGAGACGAACGGACAGCCCGAUCUAGAUUGCGACGGGAACACGAAUAAUAACGCUGGUUGUGGAGUUGUGGAAUGGAGCCGUGCAUCCUAUGGUCCCAUAUUUGAUCAGCAAGGAGGUGGAAUAUUUGCCAUGAUGUGGGAUCUCUCGGGCAUCGGUGUCUGGUCAUUCUACCGUGCAGCCAUCCCUCAGGAUGUCCUAGAUGGCCAGCCAACGCCCUCGACUUGGGGUGAACCCGUCGCAUUUCUGGAACCAGCCGAAUGCAAUCCGUUAACGAACUUCAUCAACCAUUCUAUCGUAUUUGAUAUCACUUUCUGCGGGGAUUGGGCUGGCAACUCUUACGCCACCUCCGGCUGUCCUGGGACGUGUCCAGAACGCUUGCUUGAUCCGAGUAAUUUUGAUAAUGCAUCCUGGAGGAUCAAUACUCUGACUGUGUACAGACAACAAACUUUAGAUGGAGAAGUUACUACUUCGGCUGGCCAGCGGAGGGAGUUACAUUGGACACUUGCCUUGGGAGCUGCCAUUAUGGCCGGGUUAGCUCUGACAUAA
Molecule: messenger RNA, 1248 nt
Organism: Fibroporia radiculosa
Lineage: Eukaryota; Fungi; Basidiomycota; Agaricomycetes; Polyporales; Fibroporiaceae
Exons: 13
Coding region: 1-1248 (415 amino acids)
Biological process (GO): glucan catabolic process
Molecular function (GO): hydrolase activity, hydrolyzing O-glycosyl compounds
Source: RefSeq, a predicted model, not a curated record